UAUUGGUCACACUACGUUUUUUCCGGCUCUGGCAACACAGACAAAAAAGCGUGCUAGAAAAACUCACCUGUGAAAAUAUAAAUAAAUAAAUACGUCGAAAACCGGUGAACCAUGAGCGACAGCGAGACGGAGGAGACCAAGAUCAGCACGGAGCCGGUGGACAAUGCCUGGGCCAUGAAGAUACCCACCUUCAAGGCAGAGGACAAUCCGCACGGCAUGGUGGAGGAGAGCUCGUUCGCCACGCUAUUCCCCAAGUACCGAGAACGUUACCUAAAGGAAGUGUGGCCCUUGGUGGAGCAGUGCGUGGCAGAGCACCACUUGAAGGCCGAACUGGACCUGAUGGAGGGCAGCAUGGUGGUGAAGACCAGCCGUAAGACGUGGGAUCCCUACAUCAUAAUCAAGGCGCGCGACAUGAUCAAGCUGAUGGCCCGCAGUGUGCCCUUCGAGCAGGCAAAGCGUGUGCUCCAGGACGACAUCGGCUGCGACAUCAUCAAGAUCGGCAAUCUGGUUCACAAGAAGGAGAAGUUCGUCAAGCGGCGCCAGCGCCUGAUCGGUCCCAACGGAGCCACGCUCAAGUCCAUUGAGCUCCUCACCGACUGCUACGUGCUGGUUCAGGGCAACACUGUCUCGGCUCUGGGUCCGUACAAGGGCUUGCAGCAGGUCAGAGACAUUGUGCUGGAGACCAUGAACAACGUCCAUCCCAUUUACAAUAUCAAGGCGCUAAUGAUCAAGCGCGAACUGAUGAAGGACCCGCGGUUGGCCAACGAGGACUGGUCACGGUUCCUGCCCAAGUUCAAGAACAAGAACAUUAGCAAGCGCAAGCAGCCAAAGGUGCGCAAGACCAAGAAGGAGUACACACCGUUCCCGCCCACACAGCCGGAAAGCAAGGUGGACAAGCAGCUGGCCUCGGGCGAGUACUUCCUCAACCAGGAGCAAAAACAAGCCAAGCGGCAGCAGGAGCGCAGCGCCAAGCAGGCGGAGGCUGCCAAGCGCCAGGACGAGCGUCGCAACAAGGACUUUGUGCCACCUACAGAGGAGAAAGCUUCUUCGUCUCAGAAGGACAGCUCCUCAUCCAGCAAGGUGGACGUCAAGGCUCUCAAGGCGAAACUGCUCAAGGCAAACAGAAAAGCAAGGAGUUGAUCAUCCGGAGACGGCGUUCUUUUUGUUUAGUUGUAAUUAUUAGCUCUUAGAUUUACUUCAAUUAGAAAAGGAUUGUGAACAAAAAAGCCUAAACAUGUUUUAUAUGUGAUUUCCAAAUCUACAAUUCAAAGUUU
Messenger RNA from Drosophila serrata, 1274 nucleotides. It is a transcript of the gene dbe, whose product is annotated as KRR1 small subunit processome component homolog dbe. NCBI's taxonomy places the organism in Eukaryota, Metazoa, Arthropoda, Insecta, Diptera, Drosophilidae. Gene Ontology annotation, molecular function: RNA binding. The record is from RefSeq and is a predicted model, not a curated record. Gene Ontology annotation, cellular component: small-subunit processome; nucleolus.